Messenger RNA from Lepus europaeus (European hare), 520 nucleotides. RefSeq names its product protein mago nashi homolog. NCBI's taxonomy places the organism in Eukaryota, Metazoa, Chordata, Mammalia, Lagomorpha, Leporidae. Gene Ontology annotation, cellular component: nucleus; exon-exon junction complex; catalytic step 2 spliceosome. The record is from RefSeq and is a predicted model, not a curated record. The transcript has a single exon. Gene Ontology annotation, biological process: RNA splicing. The coding region runs from base 40 to 480 and encodes 146 amino acids.
UUGCUCUCAAAGUUCGUUCUUGGUUGGUAUUUGCAAGCCAUGGAGAGUGACUUUUACCUGCGCUACUACGUGGGUCACAAGGGCAAGUUUGGCCAUGAGUUCCUGGAGUUUGAGUUCCGACCCGAUGGGAAAUUGAGAUACGCCAACAACAGUAAUUACAAAAAUGAUGUCAUGAUCAGAAAAGAGGCUUAUGUACAUAAAAGUGUGAUGGAGGAACUAAAGAGAAUAGUUGAUGACAGUGAAAUUACCAAAGAAGAUGAUGCUUUGUGGCCUCCUCCUGACCGAGUGGGCUGGCAGGAGCUUGAAAUCGUUAUUGGUGAUGAACACAUUUCUUUCACAACAUCGAAAAUUGGUUCCCUUAUUGAUGUCAAUCAGUGCAAGGACCCAGAAGGCUUACGAGUAUUUUAUUAUCUUGUCCAGGACCUGAAGUGUUUGGUCUUCAGUCUUAUUGGAUUACACUUCAAGAUUCAACCAAUUUAGAUGGAAUAUUGCUGUGGACAUGGGGGGGUUGGGAGUAGUU